AUGCCAAAGCGCGACCGCCAGCCCGAGCACUGGGGCUCGCUCGUCCCGCACAACUCCAUGCACGGCCGCCGUCCCGUGCCGCUCUCCCGCCCGACAGUCGUCAUUGGCAAAGGAGGCGACGUGCGAGCGCCAUCCAACCCGCAUCUUUCGAGGCACCACAUCCGGCUCGAGCGAGAGGGCGACGGCAGCGUGUACGCGACGCACCUCUCCGCGCUGAAUUCGACAUGGCUAAACGGCAAACGCCUCGAGCACGACCGGCGGACGCUCGUCGAGCCGUGCGCAGGCAACGCGCCGUACAGCCUCACAGGCGAGGCGCCCGACGCGCCGCUCCUCUUCGUGAGCGUGCCGAACGCUGCCAGUGCACGCGCGGCCGCGAGGAGAGGAAGCUCAACGGCUGGUGCGGCUGGUCGCUGCGCCUUGAGCGAGCGGGCGACUGCGUUGCCGCUCCUGCCGGAGCCUCCGCUGCGCCUUCCGCAGAGCCGCAGCGAGGCGGAGCGCUUGUGCUCUGAGACCAUCUUCCGCGGCGUGCGGCUGCUGCUGGCGGCGCGGCUCGGCGACAAGCUGCGCGAGCUGCAGGAGGAGGUGGUGCGGCGCGGCGGCGGAGAGGUCGUAAGCGACGUGCGCGAGGCGACGCACUUGGCGCUCGAGUCGGACCGCCGCCCCUCCGAGCUGGCGUGCCUGGCCGCGCUGCCGGAGGCCGAGUGGCCGCGCCUCGUGACGAAGGAGUGGGUCGGGCAGUGCUCCAAGGUCCUCUCCGCCGACGGGUCGCGGACCGACGUGCUGCGCAAGAACUUGCACCCCAGCGCGGUGGCUGCGGCGCGCGAGCCCGCCUCGCCCGAGGCGUCUCUCAAGCGCGCAAAGGAGGAGGCGAGGGCCAAGGCCAAGAAGGGCAAGGCAGCGCGGACGCACCAGCACCAGCAGAGUUGGGGCCCACGCGAGAUUAAUGCGUCAAAGCACCGCUGCCUGCUGGCAGAGACCUACGAGAAGGAGGAGGACGACGAGCGGCUCGCAGAGGAAGUGUGGAUAGCCACCGAGAAGUUCGACGGUGUGCGCAUGCGAUGGGAAGGUCACGAGCGUGGCUUCACCGGUCGCAACGGCCAGGGCCAUUUUCAGCCCCCGGACUCCUUCAAAGCGCUGCUGCCGGAGGAGCACCUCGACGGCGAGCUGUGGGCGGGCCGGUGCCGGUUCUCCGCGGUCGGGUCUCUGCAGGGCACCAAGGGGUUGGGGAGGCGUUUGCACGAGAUGGCCUGGCACAGCCUAACGUACGUCGUCUUUGACGCACCGCAAGUGGCCGGGCCCUACAUGCAGCGGCUGGAGGCGGCACGCCGCGCGCUCGCCGCCGUUGGGCCGCCGGACGGGCGCAUCAUCGUUGCGCCGGCAGUGCGAGUGGCGGACGCGACGGCCAAGGACGCGCUGCUGCAGCGCGUGAUUGCCAAACGCGGCGAGGGGCUCGUGCUGCGGCGCGACGAGGCCUGGUGGCGCCGCAACGUGCUCAAGGUAAAGCAGUGGCUCGACGCUGAGGCUGUGAUCGUGGGCCACAAAAACGCGCACACCACCGGCAACUUGCCGACCGUGCUGGUGCGCGCGCUCAACGCGCCGAACGCCAGCCCGUCCAUCGAGUUUGAGCUGAGCGUCGAGCGGCCGUCGCCCGAGGCUCUGAAGCAGCGGACGCUCCUCGAGGACCUGCAGCUGCGAUUUCCGGUGGACACAAUUGUCACAUUUGUGUACCGACAAAUCUCGAAGGGGAGUGGGGCGCCCACCAUCCCCGGAGGGGCGCCAAAGAUCAUGCGAGUCCACCCCUUUGACUGUGACUGUUGUGUCUGCCGUCCCGAGGGUGACGAUACUACGUGA
Molecule: messenger RNA, 1851 nt
Organism: Emiliania huxleyi CCMP1516
Lineage: Eukaryota; Haptophyta; Isochrysidales; Noelaerhabdaceae
Exons: 5
Coding region: 1-1851 (616 amino acids)
Molecular function (GO): protein binding
Source: RefSeq, a predicted model, not a curated record